AUGAUUCGUCGCUGACAGUCUAGUCUCGAGUUACCGAAGUACUGAGUUUAUCCGGGACCGCUUAAUCGCUGAGAAUUCCGCCGAAACUAGUGGAAAUUGAAUCGACUCCCGACCCGGCCGUCGAAACGACUUCGGAACUUGACCCUGCUUCGCUCGAAACGACUCCGCUACAACCGCUGCUUCCGACGGGAUCCCGAGUGCCGCAGACCCCACUAAAAUGACCCGAAAUGACUCCUGGACCCGGCCCGCUAUGUCCGAAAUGUCUCCGACGUAACCCCGAGUACCACACUGCAAAUAUCAGAUUGCAUGCCACUGUAUCGAUUACCAAGCCACCUCCGGAUCGGCUCACACCACCAACUUCUCGGCUAAGCAAUCAGGUCAGUGAAAAGUACGAGCAUCAGGUCCGAUGUGCGAACUGGGCUGCAGGCAUCUCCGACAAACUCGCCCCCCGAAAUUUGCCCGCUGCACCAACUUGUGCAGCUUAUUUGCGGCGCACUACUCAGCAAGAAGAAAUCAGAGUUGAUUUCAUUGUGAGUCGUCAUCUGUAAAUGGCAGACGUCGAGCUCAAGGGAGCUUCCGUCAAGAUCUACGACGGCAAGGUCGCGAGUCGGGCAACUUUGUGA
Molecule: messenger RNA, 623 nt
Organism: Microbotryum saponariae
Lineage: Eukaryota; Fungi; Basidiomycota; Microbotryomycetes; Microbotryales; Microbotryaceae
Source: the annotation of a GenBank genome assembly